Molecule: messenger RNA, 968 nt
Organism: Astyanax mexicanus (Mexican tetra)
Lineage: Eukaryota; Metazoa; Chordata; Actinopteri; Characiformes; Acestrorhamphidae
Product: deoxynucleoside triphosphate triphosphohydrolase SAMHD1-like
Exons: 8
Coding region: 228-968 (246 amino acids)
Biological process (GO): dGTP catabolic process
Cellular component (GO): nucleus
Molecular function (GO): dGTPase activity
Source: RefSeq, a predicted model, not a curated record
ACACAGAGACAGAAAACAGGGUAAACACGUGACAUGCAGCUCCCGCUCCCUCUCUAAUUUUCUUUUGUUUAGCACAGCCACUCGGUUUAUUUUUCACUUCUCGAUGCAAGCAGGCUAUCAAUAAAUGCCAGUUCUUAAUUGCAAGUAAAUUUUUUUCUCAUUUUUGCGCUGGAAAAAUCCUCAAGUUUGGGUAUUACCGGAACACACCCUGUUUGGAGCUACAGUUAAUGCUAGCUACCCUGAGCUUCGAAACCACGGUCUGGGGGCAGAAAUCAGACAAAAGGACACUUGGUCAGAAGAUAGAAGAGCACCAACCAACAAUCGGAGGUGACCAAUCGGACCAAUCGGAACCAACAAUCAAGAACAUUUACAGCAUUAAGACAAUGGCAGUCCAACCUAAUCAAGUGAACAAGGUGUUCUAUGACCCCGUUCAUGGCCACAUUGCAUUGGACCCUCUGCUGGUGUCAAUAAUUGACACUCCUCAGUUUCAGCGCUUGAGGAACAUUAAACAGCUUGGUGGAGGCUAUUUUGUCUUUCCGGGAGCUUCUCACAAUCGCUUUGAGCACUCGAUUGGUGUGGCUCAUCUGGCAGGGAAGCUUGUCCAAAGUCUGAGAACUGAUAAUGAGUUGAAUAUAACUGAUACAGAUGAGCUUUGUGUGAAGAUCGCAGGAUUGUGUCAUGACCUAGGUCAUGGUCCGUUCUCUCAUGUGUUUGAGGGAUUUAUGAAGGAAGAGAACCCAGGAUCAAACUGGAAGUGUGAAAAUAAAGCUCUGAAAAUAAAUCUAAACAAAUCUAUUGAUUGCAUCACACAGUGGUCAUAUACAGGAAGGCCACAGGAGAAGUCCUACCUGUAUCAGAUUGUGAACAAUCAGACAACCGGCAUUGAUGUAGACAAAAUGGACUAUUUCAGUCGGGAUUGCCACCACCUGGGUAUUAAAUGGGUCAUUAUCAUUAUAAAGUGCCUUUGA